Molecule: messenger RNA, 615 nt
Organism: Zygotorulaspora mrakii
Lineage: Eukaryota; Fungi; Ascomycota; Saccharomycetes; Saccharomycetales; Saccharomycetaceae
Gene: ASG7
Product: Asg7p
Exons: 1
Coding region: 1-615 (204 amino acids)
Source: RefSeq, a predicted model, not a curated record
AUGAGCAGCUCUUUAGAUGGCACUGCCGACUGCAGUACGCCUAUCGGCGAUACAAAAUAUUUAGUAGCUCCUUUCGAGGAAGAGGUGCCAGUGGCCUGUUGCGAAUGCAUGUCUUGCAAUCUCAGCCACAGAUACAAGUACGUUCUGCCUUGGUUUUGCAUUGGGGGAUUUGUAUUACCGCUAUUUUGGUUUGCAAAUCUGUUUGUGUAUAUAAGCGUCCAAUGGGUUCCAAAUCAUGAACCGAGAUGCUGCCACCUGGAACAGUACGAACCCCCUACAAGAUACGAGGCUACGGCUGAUUUUAGGAGGAGGUACUUCGAAGUGGACUCAAAGACUGUGGAGUACAUAGAGCAAGUGAAUGGAGCGCAAGACACGGCAUCCGAAAUAGAUUACGGCGACUCUGAGGGCUCUGUCGAGUGCAUCAAUUUCACUCAAGAGGGCGGACCUUCCAUAUCUGAUAAGACUCUCCAUCUCACACAGGUUGCAGCAGAGACAUUGAAAGAGCACGACUAUAUGAGAACACUGUACAAAAGGUGGACUGGUUUAGCUGUAUUAGGCACAACUUUAUACGCAAUCGCUAUUCCCUUGAUCGCGAAAGUUUCAAUGCACAGAUAG